This is a messenger RNA of Capsella rubella, 1732 nucleotides long. Its product is annotated as UDP-N-acetylglucosamine diphosphorylase 1. The transcript is spliced from 15 exons. Gene Ontology annotation, molecular function: UDP-N-acetylglucosamine diphosphorylase activity. Gene Ontology annotation, biological process: UDP-N-acetylglucosamine biosynthetic process. The record is from RefSeq and is a predicted model, not a curated record. Lineage: Eukaryota; Viridiplantae; Streptophyta; Magnoliopsida; Brassicales; Brassicaceae. The coding region runs from base 100 to 1656 and encodes 518 amino acids.
UAGCCAAAACGUCACAACUCCAAAAGAAAAAGAAAAAAAAAUCCCAAAAUCGAUUCGUUUUUUUUUUUAAUUCCUUCAUCCCUCUGAGAUCUACUCAUAAUGACAGAACCGUCGAUGGAGAGAGAGAAUAAUGGAACAUUAACGGCGGCGACAACCACUACUACGACCACGACCACGACAACAACAACAACUUCUCCUCCUCCUACUACUCCUCCUCCUAUGACAGUCUCUUCACCUCGUCAAGCAUUAGUUGAGAGAUUGAAAGAUUACGGACAAGAAGAUAUCUUCGCUCUUUGGGAUGAACUCUCACCCGACGAAAAAGAUUUCCUCGUUCGAGAUAUCGAGAAUUUGGAUCUUCCAAGAAUAGAUCGGAUCAUUAGAUGUUCACUUCACUCUCAAGGUUUACCAGUGGCGGCGAUAGAACCGGUACCGGAGAAUUGGGUAUCAACGGUGGAUGGAAGAACAAUGGAAGAUAGAGAGAAAUGGUGGAAGAUGGGAUUAAAAACUAUCUAUGAAGGCAAAUUGGGUGUUGUGCUUUUAUCUGGUGGACAGGGAACAAGGCUUGGAAUCUCAGAUCCAAAAGGAUGUUUCAAUAUCGGACUACCAUCAGGGAAAUCGCUCUUUCAGAUUCAAGCAGAGAGAAUCUUGUGUAUUCAGAGACUUGCUGCUCAAGUAGUGAGUGAAGGUCCAGUUCGUCCAGUUACAAUACAUUGGUAUGUUAUGACUAGUCCAUUUACUGAUGAAGCGACACGAAAAUAUUUCUCGAGUCACAAGUACUUUGGUCUUGAACCAGAUCAAAUCAGUUUUUUCCAACAAGGUACUUUGCCUUGCAUUACAAAGGAUGGGAAGUUUAUCAUGGAGACACCUUUCAGUUUAGCUAAAGCUCCAGAUGGUAACGGAGGAGUAUAUGCAGCGCUAAAAUGUUCAAGGCUAUUGGAGGAUAUGGCCUCUAGGGGGAUUAAAUAUGUGGAUUGCUAUGGCGUUGACAAUGUCUUGGUUAGAGUAGCUGAUCCUACUUUUCUUGGAUACUUUAUCGACAAAGGGGCUGCUUCGGCUGCAAAAGUUGUGCGGAAGGCAUAUCCACAAGAACAGGUAGGAGUAUUUGUUCGGAGAGGCAAAGGCGGACCGUUGACAGUAGUUGAGUACAGUGAGCUUGAUCAGUCUAUGGCUUCUGCUAUUAAUCAAAGAACAGGCCGUCUUCAAUAUUGCUGGAGUAACGUGUGCUUACACAUGUUCACUUUAGAUUUCCUUAAUCAAGUCGCGACCGGCCUAGAGAAAGACAGCGUCUACCAUUUGGCGGAGAAGAAGAUACCAUCUAUGAAUGGAUACACAAUGGGACUAAAACUCGAACAAUUCAUUUUCGAUUCCUUUCCAUAUGCUCCUUCAACCGCACUCUUUGAGGUGUUAAGAGAAGAGGAGUUUGCACCAGUGAAGAACGUGAACGGGUCUAAUUUCGAUACACCCGAAAGCGCGAGGCUUCUGGUUUUAAGGCUACACACACGUUGGGUUAUAGCAGCUGGUGGAUUUCUAACACAUUCUGUGCCUUUAUAUGCAACUGGUGUUGAGGUUUCACCAUUGUGCUCGUACGCCGGAGAAAAUCUUGAAGCUAUCUGUCGAGGAAGAACGUUUCAUGCACCUUGUGAAAUUUCCCUCUAAAUGGUUUUUUGUUUUUGGGGUAUUAAAAUGUUCUUCUUCAUAUUCAUAAUCAAAUCUUUGGCUUUUGCUUCUUUAA